Messenger RNA from Nomascus leucogenys (northern white-cheeked gibbon), 971 nucleotides. RefSeq names its product 40S ribosomal protein S11-like. The record is from RefSeq and is a predicted model, not a curated record. The coding region runs from base 383 to 901 and encodes 172 amino acids. NCBI's taxonomy places the organism in Eukaryota, Metazoa, Chordata, Mammalia, Primates, Hylobatidae. Gene Ontology annotation, cellular component: cytosolic small ribosomal subunit; ribosome. Gene Ontology annotation, biological process: translation. Gene Ontology annotation, molecular function: structural constituent of ribosome. The transcript has a single exon.
UAAGCACAUCAUGGUGGGUCCACCAAAAGGCAUACUAGUCAGCAACAAACCACAGAGCGUCUGCUGACGUGCCUGACAGCACGGGGGAGUUGCACAGACAUUUCGUUAAAGCAGCCAGACACAAGACAUGCAGUCUGAUUCUCAAAAGACAAAACCAUUCUACAGGAAGCGGAAAGUGGUUACCCAGGGCAGGAAUGGAGGAAGGGGCUCCCCAGGGAAAGGAUGGACCCUUUGGAGUGACAGAAAUCUGCUGUUUUGACUGUGAUUCUAGUGGCUCCAUUUGGAUGUAUAUCCACUUACUCUAUGUAAACACUAUCGCAAUAAAAUUGACUUUAGAAGACUAAAAGAAUUCAAAAACCCUGUAAUCCCGCCAAUUUUAAAAAUGUCCCCUCCUGUCCUUUCCUUUUUUCAGGCGGCCGGGAAGAUGGCGGACAUUCAGACGGAGCGUGCCUACCAAAAGCAGCCGACCAUGUUUCAAAACAAGAAGAGGGUCCUGCUGGGAGAAACUGGCAAGGAGAAGCUCCCACGGUACUACAAGAACAUUGGUCUGGGCUUCAAGACACCCAAGGAGGCUAUCGAGGGCACCUACAUUGACAAGAAAUGCCCCUUCACUGGUAAUGUGUCCAUUCGAGGGCAGAUCCUCUCUGGCGUGGCGACCAAGAUGAAGAUGCAGAGGAUCACUGUCAUCCGCCGAGACUAUCUGCACUACAUCCGCAAGUACAACCACUUCGAGAAGCGCCACAAGAACAUGUCUGUACACCUGUCCCCCUGCUUCAGGGACGUCCAGAUCAGUGACAUCGUCACAGUGGGCGAGUGCCAGCCUCUGAGCAAGACAGUGUGCUUGAACGUGCUCAGGGUCACCAAGGCUGCCGGCACCAAGAAGCAGUUGCAGAAGUUCUGAGGCUGGACAUCGGCCUGCUCCCCACAAUGAAAUAAAGUUAUUUUCUCAUUCCCAAAAAAAAAAAAAAAAA